Molecule: messenger RNA, 1722 nt
Organism: Gymnodraco acuticeps
Lineage: Eukaryota; Metazoa; Chordata; Actinopteri; Perciformes; Bathydraconidae
Product: glutamate-rich protein 6-like
Exons: 13
Coding region: 1-1722 (573 amino acids)
Source: RefSeq, a predicted model, not a curated record
AUGAGUCAGUCUCCAACCUACCAAAGGGAUUCUGCGUCUGCAUCUCCUGAGAGCCCUAAAGAAGGUGACUUCUCCCCUCGACAGCUUUAUGACAACCUGAAGAGCCUGGAGGAGCAAGAGACAUGCGACAACCAGAGAGAUCCCAUUGUCAAUAUCAUAACCGACAACUACUCCAGCUCUCUUUUGAACGCUCAAAUCUGCGCUCCGCUAGUGGCAAAUGACCUUGGGAAACUAUGUGCUGGCACACUUCCACAAGAACAACUGAAGAAAAGCCAUUGGAGAGACCCAAGACGCUUCAGUACAUCACCUAUAAAAGAGAAUCCUCCAGGCUCGCCAGAGUUCAUGGAGGUUCUCUCACUGGAUGGAAGAUUCAUCACGUUGGUGGGCGCUCAGACCCAGACAGAUUGGGAGUGGGUGGAGCAGAACCUCUUCUUCAGCUGUCAAGUUCAAAAGGAAACUGAAAAUCCCCCGUUGUUGCAGGCAGAGGUGGAGCCAGGAGAUGAAAAGAUGGCCGAGAUUGAGCACAAUAUACCGAGUGUGGGUCUGCCUCGUCUCAUAGCACACAAGCCAGAGCCAAAACAAACUCCUCAUGUUAGAGAGGUUCCACAGGUUGAAUCUAAACAGGAUGGGCUUCUUGCACAGUGUGACUAUUGCCAGCAGCUCUGCCAGCCCUUCAUACACGGUGAGAUGUUGGAAAAUGAAACACACUUUAAGAGGCUCUUUUGUUGCAAACAAGCUAAACAAAUGAGAGAGCUUAUUAUGGGAGAGAGAGAAAGAUUGGCACAGAAGGAGUCAGCUAGGAAGAUUGAUGUGAAGCCGCAUGAUCCUGUCAUGAGUGAGGAGGAGAGGGAAGCCGCUAAAAAGCAGGCUAAGGAGAGGUUGAAGCUUUUGCGAGUCUGGAGAAAAGCAGGCAACUUGAUUGUAGACUUUGACAACAACAGUGAGCCUUCAAUGCCUCCGAUAAAGGUCAACAACAAAACUACUGACUUGUUCUCAGUAAAAGAACAAACAGACGGUGAGCCAAAGCUCAAGGAAUUGAUUAGGAAGUUCUACAAAAGUGGGAAGGGCUUUCUAACCCUAUGUCCAGAUGGAACCGGAAAUGUUUUUUACCCUUCUGGGAAAGCAGCCAUUAUAAUAUCCUCCUCAGAAGGUGCGGACUUCACUUACAUCAUCUUGGAGGACAAUGAUGUAUCGCCCAGCAUCAAAGGCAUUUUCACAAAUAAAGGCCAUGCCACAUGCUAUCAUCGCACCGGAAUGAUGUGGUUGAAUUUGACCCCUGGUGGAGGUCUCUGCUUCAGUGAGACAGGAGCUUUGAGGAGGCGUUGGAAUUGGUUGUACGGUGACCCGCAUGUACGUAACCUCCCCUUCAAGCCUCUGACCUUUGCCUUGGCCCCACACAUCAGUGUGCGCAUACACUCACAGGAACGCAUGAGCAUCACCUUCGCACAUAAGCAAAACAGAGUGCACUUCAAUGUGGGGUCAAAGCUCAUUUCUCCAGAGAGUCAUGGCAAGCUCGGGCAAGAUGUUCUGGAGAGAUAUAUCCAAAUGAAGAGCUCAGAGAUUCACUCUCUGCUUGGCCAGAUGCAGACCUUCAUGUCCCACCACUCUGCGAGGCUGAGGAACAUUAAGUCACAUUACAGUUUCAUCGCCCAGGCGCAGCGGCUUAGCAGACAAAUGGAAAAGGAGGAGUCACCUGAAGAGACAAAGGCCCAUGUGAAUUAA